Molecule: messenger RNA, 1308 nt
Organism: Symbiodinium natans
Lineage: Eukaryota; Dinophyceae; Suessiales; Symbiodiniaceae
Source: the annotation of a GenBank genome assembly
AUGAGUCCGGUCAAGCCGCCAAUGGAAGUGACAGUAAAGUCACGGGAUGUACAGCGAGACGGCAGCUUGAAGACCACGUGUCUGCGAAUUGUCCACAUCUCAGACACGCACAAUGGCAACUACGGCGGGAAGCUCCCACACGGGGAUGUUUUAAUCCACAGUGGUGACUUCACGAAUGCAGGAGAUGAGGAGCCGGAGGCCAUCCGCGCAUUCCUCACAUGGUUCUUGCAGGAACCGCACCGCUACAAGAUUCUUGUGUGCGGGAAUCACGAGCUCUUACUUGACAGGCGACCAGACCUCGAGGAAUACCUUGGAUGCGAUACGCCAGAAGCUGCAGCGCUGAAUGGCUUUCGGCGACCAAUCCUCUUGAAUGAUUCCGGGGUCACAGUCCAAGGAGUGAAGUUUUACGGGAGCUCUUGGAAUCAUUGCUCCAUGGCCUGGCGUGCGAAUCAGCAGGAGCGUGAACUUCGUUGGGCAAGGAUUCCUCCAGAUGUCGAUAUCCUUAUCACGCAUCAACCACCGCUUGGGAUCCUCGAUUUAGCAUGGUUAAGCCAUGGCUCCGGCACGUAUGACUGCAGGAUCUGCGGCGAGGGAGCGCGCCACAAGGGCAAUUUUGCCCACUGGGGAUGUGCAUCACUACUUGAGCACGUUCGAGCCAGACAAGUUCCCUUGCAUUGCUUUGGUCACGUUCAUGAUGAGCACGGGUUCGUUGCGCGUACGGUGCCGGAAGGCUCAGCUACCUUCACGACAACAUUUAGCAAUGCUGCAAUGGAUAUUUAUCACACAUCCAAUGUCAUCAACUUUGAGUACAACUUUCAGUGCAGCACUGCAGAGACCGUCGGUGCACCAGUCGCAAGUCCUACAGUUGAACCUGCUGGCCCUUUCUGGAUUCGCACAGGGAGCAGGCACGUAGUUGACAUCGAUGCUGACCCCAGCGCGAAGAAUCAAAAGGUGUGGUUAUGGAAGAAGCUAAGACCGGCAGCAAACCAACUCUGGUAUGCCUUGCCAGCAUCCGACUCUGGAAAUCAGUUUAUUCUGGCGAGUGCCCUCUCACACGCGACUCUUGAGCAUGAUCCCCGCUGCUUGCAUGCAGUUGGACGUCAGGUUCGAGCCCUGACGCUCAGUGAGGCAGCAGAGCUUGAGAGCCAUCCGGUUCUGUUGUCCUCAUCAACGUUAAAUGCGUUGCGGAGUGGGCCUGCGAGCAUUGCCGUCGGCGACUUGCAUGUUGCCGUGGAUCGCAGUUCAGAGCUGGUCCUCAGCGACGAGGCAGAGGCCCUCCUGAUGGAGCUUGAGCAUUGUGCACUGUAG